Lactuca saligna is the source of this 729-nucleotide messenger RNA. Lineage: Eukaryota; Viridiplantae; Streptophyta; Magnoliopsida; Asterales; Asteraceae. The record is from the annotation of a GenBank genome assembly.
AUGCUUCUUGGAUCUGGUCCCGGUCCCGCUCCUUCAGCUCUUGGUUCUUCCAAUUCCGUUCAUGGAACUAAUAUUCCCUCUGCUUCUUCCCUUCUUAAUCCAGAUGUUAGGGAGGGAAGAUACGGCAUCCCUAGAGUGGGGUCGUUAUCGGUACUAUCAAAUGUUGUCUGCAAGAAACGUGAUUGCCCUUGUUUGCAACCUCCGGAGUUGCUUCCUAAGUCAAAGAACAAUGUUAAUGCACAGAAACCUUCAUACUCGAUAAACGCUGAUCAAAAGAGACAAAGAAUCUCUUUAGGAAUGAAGGGAUCAUAUUUUGAUAUGGAAACACAAGAAAUUCAUAAUUCUGAUGCAUCUGAAGAUGAAGAUUUUGUUCCUCCUCUUGAAGUUACUUUAGAUGAAGAAGCAGAUGAGUCACCUAUCCAGGAAGAACAAGCUCCAAGUCCAGAUCCCCUUGAUAACAACAAAUUUGAAAAGAUGAGAACAAAAAAAAUACAUGAACAACAAAAAGCAUAUGAGGUUUCUGUUAAUUACAGGUCUAGCAUAAGCAACUGUGGUAUUGGAAUGAUGUGCAAUGUAUACCCUGAAACCCUAACAAGAAUGCUUGUUGCUUUAUGCCCUAACAUCACAUCAAGUGGCAUCCAGUUUGCCACAACCAAGUUGCCAUUUUUGGAACUGAUGAAUCACAACUGCCCAAUCUAUUUGCCCCAAUUGCGAACCCAACACCCAUGA